CGACUGCUCACAUUCCUCACCGCAACAAACCUAAGAAUCGUGUUGCUGUCGUUUUACUCAAAGCAAUAAUACCCAUGCCGUGCCCAGACUACCUUUGAUCCGCUCAAUGCCCGUCAGGACCUGCAUCUCUUCACUAGCGUCGCCCGCUACGACCGUAUUCGAACCGUAUCAAGCCCAUCCGCGUGAUCGAACCCUGAAGCUCUCGUCCCAUCCACUCUGAGCAGAGUACUACAGUCCACAGUCCACAAUCUACAGUAUAGAGUCGAGCCCUUGAAACGCGAUACACACAAAUGAUGAGCGGACAAAGAACGUAAGACAACAGGCAAGAUGAGUGGGGCUGGAUCCUGGGGGUAUGGGACGUUGUUGCAGACGUUCAUAUGGGGGUAUCUGAUAGGAGGACUGACACUGCUGCCGGCUGUCGCUGUCUUUGCUUGGUACUGGAUUACAGCCCAGACCGACACGAAGCCCCUGGAAGAACCCCCAAACGACCUCGCAGAUCAGGAACGGCGCAGGAAGUCGAAUCGAUCUGUCCAAGAGGGAAAGGAUGAAUACCUCAAGAAUCUUGGGGUAGGCUUGGAUGAACACAUACUCGAAGGCUUGAAGGGCAGGACCCAUGAGGCAGAUGUGUUCGCUGGCUACUUCGCGGUCUGCCGCGAGUAUGUGCCUGGCGGCGUGAAUGGCAAACCCCCAGAGCGCACAACUCCUGCUGGUGCUGUGGUGGCCAUGGAGAGUCCUAGCAUAUACCAGUCGAUGUACAGCAACAUCUUCAACAGGAACAAGACAAUGAGCCCGUCGCUGGACGCACCAAAUACGAAGACGAAGAAGGCCCGGAACGUCUUCUAUGUCGUCUUGAGACUCGGACAUCUCAUGCUGUACGAUAACGAAGAUCAGCUCGAUGUGCGCCACGUGAUUUCGCUCGCACGCUACGAAGUGGAUAUAUACGCUGGAGGCGAACGGAUACCAGAGGGGGAGCUAUGGAUCAAGCGUAAUUGUAUUCGUCUGAAUCAGAAGCUCGAGAGCGACCCUGGCGCCGAAGCGAAGGCCUUCUACCUGUUCUCUGACAAUUGCUCGGAGAAGGAAGACUUCUACCACGCAAUGCUCCAAGCUCAGGAACAUCAUCAGGACCACACAGCUCGCCACCCAUCUCCGGUCCCACUCAAGUUCGACACGCCAGACCUUGUCAAGCUUGUGCAGCAACUACACGCAAACGAAGAAAACCUACAUACACGGUGGAUAAAUGCGCUUAUUGGUCGAGUCUUCCUUGCACUCUACAAGACACCUGAGAUCAAGAACUUCAUAGCGACGAAAAUCACGAAGAAGAUCGCACGUGUACCGAAGCCUGCUUUAAUCAGCAAUGUCCAGCUACGCAAGAUUGACAUGGGUACCCUACCGCCUUUCGUCACGAAUCCCAAGCUGAAGGAGCUCACCGUCGACGGCGAUCUCGUUGUUGAAGCCGACGUAAGCUACAAAGGGAAUUUUCGAAUCGAGAUCCAAGCCACUGCUAGGAUUGAUCUAGGCCAGCGGUUCAAGGCUCGUGAGGUUACGCUAGUCCUGGGGUGUUACCUGAAGCGAUUGGAUGGACACCUACUUCUCCGGAUCAAACCUCCCCCAAGCAAUCGCCUGUGGAUGACCUUUGAAACACCACCACGUGUGGAGCUGUCAGUGGAACCAAUUGUCAGCUCACGACAGAUCACAUAUGGCCCCAUACUCAGAGCUAUCGAGAGCCGUAUCAAGGAGGUAUUGAUCGAAACACUGGUAUCACCAAACUGGGAUGAUAUGCCUUUCAUGGACACGAUUGCGCAGACCAUCAGAGGUGGAAUAUGGGAGGGCGCAGGGAAGGGCAAGGAAGAGCUCGAUGUGAAAGUUGAGGAUAGUUCCGGUCUGGACUCUGCGUCUGUAGAGAUCGAGCAGCUCGAUACCGACUCGAUACACUCUCACCUGUCUGUACCUUCGAGCAUCGACUCAGAAGAGAUCGGGCUGGGGGUUACUUCUGCAACCGACUGGAGGCCAACGCCUACGAAGGCACGCUCAUUACGAUCUACCCCCUCGGUAAAACUACCAUCGAACAACGCAUCUACCGAAACUCUCGAGCCAAGCUCCAAAUCGACACCACACAUCACACCCCUGGGCUCUCCACUGCGAUCCAACACCUCGGAUUUUGCGUCAACACCUCCCGAUAAAGCCACAAAAGAAGUUGCAGUACCAACGCUCUGGUCAGAAUCCUCGCACUUGACACCAAAUCUGCCGACUGAGCCCAUUCACGCCCGAUCAAAAUCGAAGGAGGAUUUGACUCCGGAGCAAAUCGCCGCCGCCGCAGCAGCAGCACACAGUGCUCACACAACCACGACAAAGAAGCAGACUCUCAACCAGUCUUUCAAUGCCGCCGCUGGCGCUGCUCGGAACUGGCUUGCUGCAAAGCAGACUCCUGGGCAGCCUCACCGCAAGAAGAGUAGUGUAGACAGCACCCACUUGCCAAUCGGCGUACAUAUCCGCAAUGGACAGUUCCACGAUGGUGACGCACCCGCCGAAGCUCCAUCACCGCAGCCUGUCACGAAAUCUCACACAGAGCCCAUGGGCCGCGGCCAGCCCUUGCCACCUCCCGGAACGCCUCUGCCUCUACCACCUGGAAAACAGAAGACAUGGGGUGUCCCGAUACAAGCAGCAUCAGCGUUAGCAAAUUUGGCAAAGCGGAAGCCUAUUAGUAGCGGGCCUGCUACCAGCACAGCAGCGCCAGAGAAGACAGCUACUGAACGCCCGGGCUCAUCGAAGUCGUCUUCAAAUGAUAGUCUGCACCAGCUGCAACAGCAUGAUGACCAUGAAUCUCAUUCAGCGUCCGCAAGCGCGCAGCAGGAUAGGGCCGCACCGCGCCGAAAAUCCUCUACGGGGAGCACAACGAGCCAGCACCCUCCAUCGCUGCCGAAACGAAGACAGAGACAGUCCAGCGCAAGUCAACACUUGAACUCAUCAAUCCGACACAGUGCAUACCACGAUGGAGCGGGCGGAGAGGUGUUCGUAGUGGAGGCGCCGCUGGCGGAGGUCAGUGCGCCGCCGAGCCCGGCGGUGGGAGUGAGCAAGCAGCUCGGCGAUGAUAAGAAGAGUGCAGGCGAGGACAAGGUUAUGGGCAGAGUAUCUCGAGGUUCAAGUUUACAGUCAAACAAGGCUGACAACGAGGCUGGACAUGGGACAUUCCCGUUUGCAUAG
This is a messenger RNA of Macroventuria anomochaeta, 3201 nucleotides long. RefSeq lists its product as uncharacterized. The coding region runs from base 328 to 3201 and encodes 957 amino acids. Gene Ontology annotation, biological process: phospholipid transport. Gene Ontology annotation, molecular function: lipid binding. Gene Ontology annotation, cellular component: endoplasmic reticulum; ERMES complex. The record is from RefSeq and is a predicted model, not a curated record. NCBI's taxonomy places the organism in Eukaryota, Fungi, Ascomycota, Dothideomycetes, Pleosporales, Didymellaceae. The transcript is spliced from 3 exons.